This is a messenger RNA of Phycomyces blakesleeanus NRRL 1555(-), 1527 nucleotides long. RefSeq lists its product as hypothetical. The coding region runs from base 1 to 1527 and encodes 508 amino acids. The transcript has 8 exons. Lineage: Eukaryota; Fungi; Mucoromycota; Mucoromycetes; Mucorales; Phycomycetaceae. The record is from RefSeq and is a predicted model, not a curated record.
AUGUUAAUUAUUGGACAUCGCUUUAAUGAUAAAGGAAAAUUUGUCUUUAUUGUGUCCGAAUCAGGAUAUGAUCCAAAGGAGAUCACGGCGGAAGAGAUGUUAAGUCUCGAUCCCGAAUUAAUUGAAAUCUAUCAGAUUUUUGGGAUGAAUAAAAGGGAAAAUCUCAUUACCUGUGAACCCCUUCAACCAAAGCUUACUUCGAUGAUCUUCGACUAUCUUGACGUAGGGCAUGAUAUAGCUGCUAUGGAAAUCAUGGAGGCAGCAAUUAAAGCGAAAAGAGAACUUCCGAUGAUACUUACGCCGCCUAUCAAUGGAACAUAUCGAUCUAAGAGCUCCCAGUAUAUUUUUGAUGGUUGCGAAAUGGCACAAAGAAUCUUGAAAAGUGCAUUAGAAGUAUUUGGACCGCUUGCGUUUCGUGGUCUCUGGUCAACCUUUGAAAUACAGAGCAAAAGAUACAAUUAUAAUAAGCGGAAUAGCGAAGAAGAAGCUGAGCUGGUUGAAAUUAAAUGUGUUCUAGAUGAAUAUUUUGAUUUGUGGGAUUUUGUUAAAAAGAGCUUCACAAUAGAUCCCAGCGAGAAUGAAAUGAAAAGAAAGUGUCGUAAUAUGGUACUCGAGAUUUUGAUAUGUAUCAUGGAGAAAGAUGUACAGAUGCGCAUAGAUCAUCAAAUGCUAUUUUCUACCGAGACUUACUGGAUUUCUAAAGAAAACUAUGAGGAACUUGGAGAAUGUAUAUUUCUAUCAACUAUCCCAAAAGAUGAUUUUGGAAACCGAACCCGCUUAGGCCCUUACCUGGAUAUUCUUUUUGAUGUUUUUCAAGAAACAAAAGACUAUGAGAUUAAUCAGGUCUUUUACAUGGAGUCAAUAGAUAUGGCAGGCCGACUUUUGAAUAUUUGCGGUAUUGCUUACAUUGUUGCAAAGCUCAUUAUUCUUUCCUAUUGCGACCAACUUGUUGACACUUCAUCCAUGAUUCAACAAUCUUACCAAAGGAUCAACCGACUUGAUAACGAUGCUUUUAGCAAUAUUUUGCAGGUUAUUUCAUGUACAACGUUCUUAUCCGAGAUUUGUGACAGGAUCUUGAUUGACUCGGAUUUUUCGCUUGCUGACGAAGAGUACAAGUAUUUACGAAGAAUACCUGGAUUCAGACUGGACAAGAUGUUUCAUCUUUUUAUGAAAUCUCGACCUUUAAACAUGGAGUACAUGUCAGACAUUUAUCGACAUGUCUUGGUAAUUAUUUGGCGUUAUAGGUGUUAUCUUGGUGAAUCGACGAUGCGGUACAGUUCUUUGUCGGAUGAUACUAUAUCCAAAGUAAUUUCAGGUAUUUCAAAACGGCAUUGCCGAGAAGCCGCAAUACGCGGCCCUCCCUUUGUUCGUAAAUGGGGUGUUCACGUAAAAGGAAUGAUGGACGAAGUGUGUGGGUUAAGACCUUUGACACCAAAGGAAAAAGAGACUAAGCAGAAAAUUGAAUGGGCAAUUGAGUUGGCCAUGCUAAAUCUGAUGAGCGACAAUACGCAAUAUGGUCUUCUAUAA